Messenger RNA from Oncorhynchus masou masou (cherry salmon), 12537 nucleotides. RefSeq names its product mucin-2-like. The transcript has 36 exons. Gene Ontology annotation, molecular function: nucleic acid binding; methyltransferase activity; protein binding. The record is from RefSeq and is a predicted model, not a curated record. Gene Ontology annotation, cellular component: extracellular matrix. Bases 128 to 12349 code for a protein of 4073 amino acids. Lineage: Eukaryota; Metazoa; Chordata; Actinopteri; Salmoniformes; Salmonidae. Gene Ontology annotation, biological process: methylation.
CUCAUAUGUCCUGUCCAAGCAAACAAACAAGACUGCUUUCACAGUCCUGGGUGACAUAGUGAAAUGUGGGAAGACGGACAUUGAGACCUGCCUAAGAUCUGUAACCCUGGUGACUCCAGAGUCCACGAUGAUCGUAAUCGAGGCCAGUGGAAGGGUCUUUGUCAACAAGAUGUUUUCUCAGAUGCCACUUUUCAUGGCGGAUGUAAGGAUCUUUCAGCCCUCUACGUUCUACAUCGUUGUGCAUACCUCUUAUGGGCUCCGUCUAGAGGUCCAGCUAACACCUAUAAUGCAGGUCUACAUCGUAGCUAGCAGUUCACACAAAGAAAAAACCCAGGGUCUUUGUGGAGACUUUAACAGCGUCCGCGCUGACGACUUCAGAACCAUCAAUGGACUGGUGGAAGGAACCGCUGUGACGUUCGCCAACACGUGGAAGACCAAAGCAAGCUGUCCUGAUGUGGCACAGAGCUUUGAGAUGCCAUGCAGUCUGAGUGUAGUGAAUGAGAGAUAUGCCAAGUACUGGUGCUCAAUGCUGUCGGAUAGUGAAGGAAUAUUUUCCCAAUGCCACACUGAGAUCAACCCAAAUUACUACAAGGAAAUCUGCCUAUAUGACAGUUGUAACUGUGAGAGGAGUGAGGAGUGCAUGUGUGCUGCGGUCUCCUCCUACGUCCAUGCAUGUGCUGCUGCAGGCGUCCUGCUCAGUGGAUGGAGAAACACCACCUGUGGGAAGUACUCCUCCAGCUGCCCUGACACGAUGGUCUAUGACUACACCAUGACCAGCUGUGACCGCACCUGUCGUUCACUGAGCCAGACAGACUUCACCUGCCAGUUAGACCAUGUGUCUGUGGACGGCUGUGGCUGUGCCGAGGGAACCUAUCUGAAUGACCAGGGAGAGUGUGUCCCUGCCUCACGCUGCUCCUGCUACAAUGGAGGCACAGUAGUGCCCCCUGGAGAGGUCACCAGGAUCUAUGGGGCUACAUGCUCUUGCAGACAAGGGAAAUUAAGCUGUACUGGAAGACCACAACAUUUAUCCUGUGAAGAACCAAUGGGUUUCUUCAACUGUUCUAGUGCAGGGCCCGGAGCCAAGGGCUCAGAGUGCCAGAAGAGCUGUCAAACACUAGACAGUCACUGUAUCAGUGCAGAGUGUGUGUCAGGCUGUGUAUGUCCUGAUGGUCUGCUGUCUGAUGGAAACGGAGGAUGCAUCAAGGAAGACCUAUGUCCCUGUUCUCACAAUGGAGUCUAUUACCAACCUGGACAUGUGCUCAAAGUAGACUGCAAUACCUGCACUUGCGAAGGCAGAAAAUGGCAGUGUACCAAUAAGCAGUGUGAUGGGACGUGUGCCAUAUAUGGAGAUGGGCAUUUCAUCACUUUUGAUGAGGAAAGGUUCACUUUCAAUGGAGAUUGUGAAUACAUUCUUACUCAGGACUACUGCAGCAACAAUCCAAACGGUACCUUUAGAGUGAUCACAGAGAACAUUCCCUGUGGAACCACCGGCACCACCUGUUCCAAGGCCAUCAAGCUCUUCUUGGGGAGCAAUGAGAUCAUACUAGCAGAUGAAUCUGUAAAAGUGAUCAAACAAGAGAAUGGGGUAGACGUGCCAUACCAGGUCCACUCUAUCGGUCUCUAUGUUGUUGUUGAGGCUGGAAAUGGCCUGAUCCUCAUGUGGGACAAGAAGAAGAGCUUGUUCAUCAAACUCAGCUCUACCUUCCAGGGCCAAGUGUGUGGUCUGUGUGGAAACUACGACGGUAAUGGAAAGAACGACUUCACGUCCAGAAACCAGGAAGUGGUUGUUGAAGCUCUGGAGUUUGGGAACAGUUGGAAAGUGUCCCCCAGUUGCCCCAACGCUGAUGUCAUAAAAAACCCAUGCACUUUAAGAUCAUACAGGCAGUCCUGGUCUCUGAAACGCUGCAGCAUCAUCACCAGUAACGUUUUCUCAGCCUGCCACUCACAGGUGGACCCCACGCCAUUCCAUGAUGCCUGUGUGAGGGACUCGUGUGCCUGUGACACUGGGGGAGACUGCGAGUGUUUCUGUACAGCUGUAGCAGCCUACGCCCAGGCCUGUAACGAGGCAGGGGCUUGUAUCAAGUGGAGAACACCAGAUAUCUGCCCUCUGUUCUGUGAUUUCUACAACCCUAUUGGUGAGUGUGAGUGGCAUUAUAAUCCGUGUGGAUACCCCUGUAUGAAGACCUGCAAGAAUCCCUCAGGAACAUGCUCCAGUCAGAUCCCUGCACUGGAAGGUUGCUAUCCAAAAUGUCCUUCGGCCCAGCCUUAUUUGGAAGAAAGUACCAUGAAGUGUGUCAGUAAGAAGGACUGUGGUUGCUACGAUGGAGAUGGAACUCAUUACAACGAUGGAGAGGUUAUACCUUCCAAAGAGAACUGUCAGACAUGUCGUUGCUCAUCAACUGAGGUCAGAUGCAGCUAUGAUGUCCAAGCUUGCUAUUGUUUAUACAACGGCAGAACAUACCCGUAUGGAGUGACCAUAUAUCACACAACUGAUGGUGAUGGGACCUGUAUCACUGCCACCUGCAAAGAGAACGGAACUAUUGUCCGGAUUAUGUACCCCUGUCCCAGCACCCCAAUUCCAACAACUACACCAAGUGUUACAACAACACAGAUACUCACUCAAGAACCGACCACAUUUGUUUUCUCAACUCCUGCCACUACCCCAACAACAACUCCUACCACUACCCCAACAACAACACCUACCUCUACCCCAACAACAACUUCUUCCACUACCACAACCAUAACCCCUACCCCUACCCCCACAACAACCAUGACACUGACUACAACCCCUACUACUACCCCCAAAACAACCCCUACAUCACCAACACCCACUUCACCCACUACUACUCCACACUGCCUGACCAAGACUGUCUGUGAAUGGUCAGACUGGAUUAGCAAAUAUUAUCCCUCUUUUGGACCAGAAGGAGGAGAUUAUGAAACCAUAGAAAAUAUAAGGAAAUCUGGUAUUGAUAUUUGUAGCCAACCUAAGGAAGUAGAAUGCAGAGCCACAGAAAACAUCUAUGUUCCAUUGGCCGAACUCGGUCAAAAUGUUGAAUGCAAUCCCUCAGUUGGACUGAUAUGCCGCAACAAGGAUCAAGGCAAGAUACCAAUAUGCUACAACUACGAGAUAAGAGUCAGAUGUUGUGUUGAUGUUGUUGAUGCUUGUAGCAAUGGGACAACGACCACCUCAGUCAGGCCUACAACAACCAUUACAACAACAACUGCUACCACUACCCCAACAUCAAGACCAACAACUACCCCAACAACUACCCCAACAACUACCACAACUACCCCAACAACAAAACCUUCAACUACCCCAACCACAACUCCUACCACUACCCCAACAACAACUCCUACCACUACAACAACCAUUACCCCUACCCCUACCCCCACAACAACCAUGACACUGACUACAACCCCUACUACUACCCCCAAAACAACCCCUACAUCACCAACACCCACUUCACCCACUACUACUCCACACUGCCUGACCAAGACUGUCUGUGAAUGGUCAGACUGGAUUAGCAAAUAUUAUCCCUCUUUUGGACCAGAAGGAGGAGAUUAUGAAACCAUAGAAAAUAUAAGGAAAUCUGGUAUUGAUAUUUGUAGCCAACCUAAGGAAGUAGAAUGCAGAGCCACAGAAAACAUCUAUGUUCCAUUGGCCGAACUCGGUCAAAAUGUUGAAUGCAAUCCCUCAGUUGGACUGAUAUGCCGCAACAAGGAUCAAGGCAAGAUACCAAUAUGCUACAACUACGAGAUCAGAGUCAGAUGUUGUGUUGAUGUUGUUGAUGCUUGUAGCAAUGGGACAACGACCACCUCAGUCAGGCCUACAACAACCAUUACAACAACAACUGCUACCACUACCCCAACAUCAAGACCAACAACUACCCCAACAACUACCCCAACAACUACCACAACUACCCCAACAACAAAACCUUCAACUACCCCAACCACAACUCCUACCACUACCCCAACAACAACUCCUACCACUACAACAACCAUUACCCCUACCCCUACCCCCACAACAACCAUGACACUGACUACAACCCCUACUACUACCCCCAAAACAACCCCUACAUCACCAACACCCACUUCACCCACUACUACUCCACACUGCCUGACCAAGACUGUCUGUGAAUGGUCAGACUGGAUUAGCAAACACUAUCCCUCUGUUGGACCAGAAGAAGGAGAUUUUGAAACCAUAGAAAAUAUAAGGAAAUCUGGUAUUGAUAUUUGUAGCCAACCUAAAGAAGUAGAAUGCAGAGCCACAGACAACAUCUAUGUUCCUUUGGCCGAACUGGGUCAAAAUGUUGAAUGCAAUCCCUCAGUUGGACUGAUAUGCCGCAACAAGGAUCAAGGCAAGAUACCAAUAUGCUACAACUACGAGAUCAGAGUCAGAUGUUGUGUUGAUGUUGUUGAUGUUUGUAGCAAUGGGACAACGACCACCUCAGUCAGGCCCACAACAACCAUUACAACAACAACUGCUACCACUACCCCAACAUCAAGAACAACAACUAUCCUAACAACUACAACAACUACCACAACUACCCCAACAACAAAACCUUCCACUACCCCAACAACUACCACAACUACCUCAACAACUAAACCUACAACUGCCCCAACCACAACUCCUACCACUACCCCGACAACUACUACAACUACUUCAACAACUAAACCUACCACUACCCCAACAACAGCUCCUACCACUACCCCAACAUCAAAACCUACCACUACCCCAACAACAUCUACUACAACUACUUCAACAACUAAACCUACCACUACCCCAACAACAACUCCUACCACUACCCCAACAUCUACUUCAACUACUUCAACAACUAAACCUACCACUUCCCCAACAACAACUCCUACCACUACCGCAACAACAACUCCUACCACUACCUCAACAACAAAACCUACCACAACCCCAACAUCUACUACAACGACUUCAACAACUAAACCUACCACUACCCCAACAUCUACUACAACUACUUCAACAACUAAACCUACCACUACCCCAACAACAGCUCCUACCACUACCCCGACAUCAAAACCUACCUCGACCCCAACAACAUCUACUACAACUACUUCAACAACUAAACCUACCACUACCCCAACGUCUACUACAACUACUUCAACAACUAAACCUACCACUACCCCAACAUCAAAACCUACCUCUACCCCAACAACAUCUACUACAACUACUUCAACAACUAAACCUACCACGACCCCAACAUCUACCACAACUACUUCAACAACUAAACCUACCACUACCCCAACAACAGCUCCUACCACUACCCCAACAUCAAAACCUACCUCUACCCCAACAACAUCUAAUACAACUACUUCAACAACUAAACCUACCACGACCCCAACAUCAAAACCUACUACUACCCCAACAUCUACUACAACUACUUCAACAACUAAACCGACACCUACCCCAACAACAACUCCUACCACUACCCCAACAUCUACUACAACUACUUCAACAACUAAACCUACCACUACCCCAACAUCUACUACAACUACUUCAACAACUAAACCUACCACUACCCCAACAUCAAAACCUACCUCUACCCCAACAACAUCUACUACAACUCUUUCAACAACAAAACCUACCACUACCCCAACAUCAAAACCUACUACUACCCCAACAUCUACUACAACUACUUCAACAACUAAACCGACACCUACCCCAACAACAACUCCUACCACUACCCCAACAUCUACUACAACUACUUCAACAACUAAACCUACCACUACCCCAACAUCUACUACAACUACUUCAACAACUAAACCUACCACUACCCCAACAUCAAAACCUACCUCUACCCCAACAACAUCUACUACAACUUCUUCAACAACUAAACCUACCACGACCCCAACAUCUACUACAACUACUUCAACAACUAAACCUACCACUACCCCAACAUCUACUACAACUACUUCAACAACUAAACCGACACCUACCCCAACAACAACUCCUACCACUACCCCAACAUCUACUACAACUACUUCAACAACUAAACCUACCACGACCCCAACAUCUACUACAACUACUUCAACAACUAAACCGACACCUACCCCAACAACAACUCCUACCACUACCCCAACAUCUACUACAACUACUUCAACAACUAAACCUACCACUACCCCAACAUCAAAACCUACCUCUACCCCAACAACAUCUACUACAACUACUUCAACAACUAAACCUACCACGACCCCAACAUCUACUACAACUAGUUCAACAACUAAACCUACCACUACCCCAACAACAGCUCCUACCACUACCCCAACAUCAAAACCUACCUCUACCCCAACAACAUCUACUACAACUACUUCAACAACUAAACCUACCACGACCCCAACAUCAAAACCUACUACUACUCCAACAUCUACUACAACUACUUCAACAACUAAACCGACACCUACCCCAACAACAACUCCUACCACUAUCCCAACAUCUACUACAACUACGUCAACAACUAAACCUACCACUACCCCAACAUCUACUACAACUACUUCAACAACUAAACCGACACCUACCCCAACAACAACUCCUACCACUACCCCAACAUCUACUACAACUACUUCAACAACUAAACCUACACCUACCCCAACAACAUCUCCUAACACUACCCCAACAACUAAACCUACCACUACCCCAACAUCUACUACAACUACUUCAACAACUAAACCUACCACUUCCCCAACAACAACUCCUACCACUACCGCAACAACAACUCCUACCACUACCUCAACAACAAAACCUACCACAACCCCAUCAUCUACUACAACUACUUCAACAACUAAACUUACCACUACCCCAACAACAAAACCUACCACUACCCCAACAUCUACUACAACUACUUCAACAACUAAACCUACCACUACCCCAACAACAGCUCCUACCACUACACCAACAUCAAAACCUACCUCUACCCCAACAACAUCUACUACAACUACUUCAACAACAAAACCUACACCUACCCCAACAACAUCUCCUACCACUACCCCAACAACUAAACCUACCACUACCCCAACAUCUACUACAACUACUUCAACAACUAAACCUACCACUUCCCCAACAACAACUCCUACCACUACCGCAACAACGACUCCUACCACUACCUCAACAACAAAACCUACCACAACCCCAACAUCUACUACAACUACUUCAACAACUAAACUUACCACUACCCCAACAACAAAACCUACCACUACCCCAACAUCUACUACAACUACUUCAACAACUAAACCUACCACUACCCCAACAACAUCUCCUACCACUACCCCAACAACAAAACCUACCACUACCCCAACAUCUACUACAACUACUUCAACAACUAAACCGACACCUACCCCAACAACAACUCCUACCACUACCCCAACAUCUACUACAACUACUUCAACAACUAAACCUACCACUACCCCAACAUCUACUACAACUACUUCAACAACUAAACCUACACCUACCCCAACAACAUCUCCUAACACUACCCCAACAACUAAACCUACCACUACCCCAACAUCUACUACAACUACUUCAACAACUAAACCUACCACUUCCCCAACAACAACUCCUACCACUACCGCAACAACAACUCCUACCACUACCUCAACAACAAAACCUACCACUACCCCAACAUCUACUACAACUACUUCAACAACUAAACCUACCACUACCCCAACAACAGCUCCUACCACUACACCAACAUCAAAACCUACCUCUACCCCAACAACAUCUACUACAACUACUUCAACAACAAAACCUACACCUACCCCAACAACAUCUCCUACCACUACCCCAACAACUAAACCUACCACUACCCCAACAUCUACUACAACUACUUCAACAACUAAACCUACCACUUCCCCAACAACAACUCCUACCACUACCGCAACAACGACUCCUACCACUACCUCAACAACAAAACCUACCACAACCCCAACAUCUACUACAACUACUUCAACAACUAAACUUACCACUACCCCAACAACAAAACCUACCACUACCCCAACAUCUACUACAACUACUUCAACAACUAAACCUACCACUACCCCAACAACAUCUCCUACCACUACCCCAACAACAAAACCUACCACUACCCCAACAUCUACUACAACUACUUCAACAACUAAACCUACCACUUCCCCAACAACAACUCCUACCACUACCGCAACAACAACUCCUACCACUACCUCAACAACAAAACCUACCACAACCCCAACAUCUACUUCAACUACUUCAACAACUAAACCUACCACGACCCCAACAUCUACUACAACUACUUCAACAACUAAACCUACCACUACCCCAACAUCAAAACCUACUACUACCCCAACAUCUACUACAACUACUUCAACAACUAAACCUACCACUAACCCAACAACAGCUCCUACCACUACCCCAACAUCAAAACCUACCUCUACACCAACAACAUCUACUACAACUACUUCAACAACUAAACCUACCACGACCCCAACAUCAAAACCUACUACUACCCCAACAUCUACUACAACUACUUCAACAACUAAAACUACCACUACCCCAACAACAGCUCCUACCACUACCCCAACAUCUACUUCAACUACUUCAACAACUAAACCUACCACUACCCCAACAACAGCUCCUACUACUACCCCAACAUCAAAACCUACCUCUACCCCAACAGCAUCUACAACAACUACUUCAACAACUAAACCUACCACAACCCCAACAUCAAAACCUACUACUACCUCAACAUCUACUACAACUACUUCAACAUCUAAACCUACCACUUCCCCAACAACAACUCCUACCACUACCCCAACAACAACUCCUACCACUACCCCAACAUCAAAACCUACCACAACCCCAACAUCUACUACAACUACUACUUCAACAUCAAAACCUACCACUAACCCAACAACAUCUACUACAACUACUUCAACAUCAAAACCUACCACUACAACAACAACUAAUACAACUACCCCAACAACACAACCUACUACUAACCCAACAACGACUGCAACUACUUCAACAAAUAAACCUACCACUACCCCAACAAAUACUACUACCCCAACAUCAAAACCUACCAUUACCCCAACAUCUACUACAACUACUUCAACAACUAAAUCUACCACUACCCCAACAACUACUGCAAAGACUUCAACAACACCCACUACAAUUUCUUCAACAACUAAACCUACCACAACCCCAACAACAUCUCCUACCACUACCACAACAUCAAAACCUUCUACUACCCCAACAACUACUGCAACUACUUCAACAACAACUACUACAGCUACUUCCACAACUAAACCUUCCACUACCCCAACAACAACUACUACAACUACCCCAACAACAAAACCUACUACUAACCCAACAUCAACUGCAACUACUUCAACAACUAAACCUACACCUACCCCAACAACAAAACCUGCCACUACCCCAACAGUUACUACAAUCACUUCAACAACUAAACCUUCCACAACCCCAACAACAUCUCCUACCACUACCCCAACAACUAAACCUACCACUACCCCAACCACAACUACAACUACUUCAACAUCAAAAACGUCCACUACCACAACAACUUCUUCAACAACUAAACCUUCCACAACCCCAACAACAUCUCCUACCACUACCCCAACAACUAAACCGAGCACUACCCCAACAUCAAAACCUUCUACUACCCCAACAACUACUGCAACUACUUCAACAACUAAACCUUCCACUACCCCAACAACAACUACUACAACGACCCCAACAUCAAAACCUACCACUACCCCAACAACUAAACCUACCACUACCCCAACAACAGUCUUCAUUGUCGUCACAAAUCCACCAUAUACACCCGCACCUCAAGUGCAAAAUACAACUUUGACCAUACAGACAGAAAAAACUAUGACAUCAAACCCUACCACAACCCUUAUCACUACCCCAACAACAACCCCUACCACCACCCCAACAACAAUCCCUACCACCACUCCCACAACAACCCAUACCACUACCCCAACAACAACCCCUGCCAAUACCCCCAAAACAACCCAUAUCACUAUCCCAACAACCCCUACCACUAUCCCAACCCCAAAUCCUACCACAUUAUGUUUUUGCACAUAUAAAAAUCUAAAUUUCCCUGCUGGUUCCUUGAUAUAUAAUGAGACUGAUGGGGCAGGCUGGUGUUUCACCUCUUACUGUAACUCAAGUUGUGUUGUUGAGAAACAAGCCAGACCAUGUCCCUCUACGACCCCAGCUACAGUCAGCACUGUCUCAGCUACAGUCAGCACUGACUCAACUACAGUCAGCACUGUCUCAGCUACAGUCAGCAAUGUCUCAACAACAACAGAAGCUACACAUUCUACAACAUCUACAUUGUCCUCGACUACACCUUACAAGGGCUGUGAAUAUGUCAUUCCACCAAGAAAGGAUGGAGAGACUUGGAAGACAGACAACUGCACUACUCAGACUUGCCACAGAGGUGUAAUUACCACCACGCCUGUGGACUGUAAGUCUGUAGAAAAGCCUGUGUGUGAAAAUGGAUACCCACCAGUGAAAGUCUAUGACGAAUCAGGUUGCUGCUAUCACUACGAAUGUGAAUGUAUAUGCUAUGGAUGGGGAGACCCUCAUUAUGUCACAUUUGAUGGCCAAUAUUACAGUUUCCAGGAAAACUGCACCUACGUUUUGAUUAAAGAAAUAGUUCCUCUACAGAACUUCAGUGUCAACAUCGACAACUAUAACUGCGAUCCGUCUGGACAUGCGACCUGCCCUCAGUCUCUGAUUGUCAAUUACAAGUCUUACAAAAUCGUUCUUACUCCAAAGAGAUUAAACGUGACAACAAAUAUGGUUUACAUCAAUGGAAAUCAGAUCUUCCCAACCUUUUCUAAUGAAGACCUCAUGAUCACCAGCACUGGGGUAGAGUUACUGUUGAAGAUCCCUGCCAUUAAAGCAACAGUGAUGUUUAAGUCCCUUAUGUUCAGUGUGACCCUGCCAAACUCCCUAUUCCACAACAACACAGAGGGGCAGUGUGGUACCUGUGACAAUAUCAGGAAAAACGAUUGCAGAUUACCGAAUGGAAAGAUUGACCCAUCAUGUCCUGGGAUGGCUCAUGAAUGGAAGAUUCCUGAUGUUAAAAAACCCUACUGUGAAUGGCAACCCCCUACCCCACCCCCUACCCUACCUACCCCACCUACCCCACCUACCCCUAAGCCUCCAACCUGCCCGUCAGGAAAGACAUCAAUCUGUGACAUCAUACUUAGCCCGGUCUUUAAGCAAUGCCAUGACGUUAUCCCACGUCAACCCUUCUUCGAGGCCUGUAAGUUUGAUGUCUGCCACAUGCCAAAUAUCUCAAUCGGCUGCUCCAGCCUGGAAGCCUACGCUGUUAGGUGUGCAGCAGCUGGAGUCUGUAUCGACUGGAGGACAUCAACUAAUGGAACAUGUGAUCUGACAUGCCCUAAGACCAAAGUGUAUAAGGCAUGUGGCUCUACUAUCCAGCCAACAUGCAAUUCAAGAUACAAUGACAAAUAUGUGCAUUCAUGUCAGGGAGCACAAAUGACCCGUGACUUUGUAUGUGACUCAUUCAUGGAGGGCUGUUUCUGCCCUGAGGGUACCAUCUUGUUCAACACAUUCUCUGACACCUGUGUUCGUGACUGUGGAUGCACAGGACCUGAUGGAAAACCCAAACAGUUUGGUGAGACUUGGUACAGUAACUGCCAGAAGUGCACGUGUAAUGCUGACACACUGAGUGUCCAGUGUGAACCAGUGAAAUGUCCGCCCCAAGAAAUUGUUACCUGUAAGAAGUACGGUGAGGUGUUGGUCAACGAGACGGUGGACUGCUGUCAGAUAAAUACAUGUGUGCCCAAACCUGUUUGUGUCCACAACAAUACUGAAUACACGCUUGGGGAGUUUUGGUCGCCCCCUAGUGACCGCUGUGUGAAGUAUGAAUGCACAAAGACAAACAGCCAGUUCAUCGUUGUGGAAUCCAAAAUGAAAUGCCCAGUGUUCCGUCCAGAGGACUGUGUCCCUGGAACUGAGAAAACUGAUGCAAACGGAUGUUGCACAACCUGCACUUUAAUCAGUCACUGUGAUGUGAAGAACACCACCACCUACCUUGAGGUGAAUAACUGCAGGUCCUCUGUGCCGGUGGAAAUCUCAGCCUGCCGGGGAUCCUGUGGAACGUCUUCUAUGUACUCUGCAGAGAAAAACACCCUGAUGCACUCUUGCUCCUGCUGUCAAGAGAUGUCGACCAGUGAGAGGAAGGUGGAGAUGGUCUGCCCUGAUGGGAAGAAGAUCAUGCAGUCCUACAUUUACAUUGAUAAGUGUGGCUGCCAUGACUCUGAGUGUGACAAGAAGAACCACUUAGAUUAGGCUUUGAUGAAUGAAGUCUUUUGAAGUGUUCUUAUUUACCUGCAUGGAAUAUUCAAUAGUUUUAUCUAAAGGGAACCAAUAGGGUCUGUCUCAUUAUCAUAUAGGCUACUUUCAUGAACUGUAUGUUCUUUCUCUCUACACUAUCAUAGACAUUAUGCAAACCUAUUAAACUGAUGAAGAAGCAUGAA